This is a messenger RNA of Aspergillus candidus, 1434 nucleotides long. It is a transcript of the gene alkA, whose product is annotated as DNA-3-methyladenine glycosylase II. The transcript is spliced from 3 exons. Gene Ontology annotation, biological process: base-excision repair, AP site formation; base-excision repair; DNA alkylation repair. Bases 32 to 1243 code for a protein of 403 amino acids. NCBI's taxonomy places the organism in Eukaryota, Fungi, Ascomycota, Eurotiomycetes, Eurotiales, Aspergillaceae. The record is from RefSeq and is a predicted model, not a curated record. Gene Ontology annotation, cellular component: nucleus; protein-DNA complex. Gene Ontology annotation, molecular function: alkylated DNA binding; DNA-7-methylguanine glycosylase activity; DNA-3-methyladenine glycosylase activity.
UAUCUUCUAUUCUCCAGCCUAGAUAAUACAAAUGAUGUCAGCCGUACGGCGCAGCGCCCGCCUAAGCGUCGCAUCAGACACCAAGGCAUCCUUGAUACCCAGCGUCCAACCAAACAAGCGCGGCAAAACCCAGCGCAGCAGCAGCGGGAUAAGCAAGCCCACGCGGAAAGCACCAGCAAAGGGAAGGGGAAGUCAAGUCAAAGCUUCAAUCCCGGAGAUAGACCAGAUCUCCUCCGCCCAAUCCUCGGGAGAUACUCCCACAGUGCAAUCUAAUUCGAAUAAGCAUGGACACAGCGCCAACUACUGGGACCCCUCGCCCACCACCACCAGCAGAAUCGAUUCCACUCCACCCCCCCUCGACCGACCCGUCGAGCCGCACCGAACAAACGCAACGCUCCUCACUCCACACGGCUCCUCCCUCGUCGCUUACCCCGCCGCGUCAGAGGCCCCCUCGCCUAGUAAGACCAGCCGACCACGACGUCCCAGCCCCCUAGCCACGACAGGCACCCUACUAGAAAAAGCCGUCGCGCACCUGAUCGCUACCGACCCCCGCCUGGAGCCCGUCAUCAGACAAUACCCCUGCCCGCUGUUCUCGCCAGAGGGUCUCGCAGAACAGGUCGACCCCUUCCGCAGCCUCGUGAGCAGCAUCAUCGGGCAGCAGGUGUCCGGCGCGGCGGCCAAGUCCAUCAAAGAGAAAUUCGUGGCGCUGUUCCAGACAGGCGCCGCCGGUAAUACCAGUAGCGGCGACAGUAAUAACAGCAGUGAUAAUAGUAUCCCCCGAAAAGACUACUUCCCCACCCCUGAAGAAAUCUCACGGUGCGAUAUCGCCGUUCUGCGCACGGCGGGCCUGUCCCAGCGCAAAGCGGAGUACAUCCUUGGUUUGGCGGAGAAGUUCGCCAGCGGGGAGCUGAGCGCGCGGAUGCUGCUCGAUGCGGAGGAUGAGGAAUUAUUGGAGACGCUCACUGCUGUGAGGGGGCUCGGACGCUGGUCUGUCGAGAUGUUUGCUUGCUUUGCGCUGAAGCGGACGGAUGUUUUUUCGACGGGGGAUUUGGGCGUGCAGAGAGGCUGUGCGGCAUUCGUGGGAAAAGAUGUCAGCAAGCUUAAGGCUAAGGGUGGCGGUAAGUUUAAGUAUAUGCCAGAGAAGGAAAUGCUGGAAGUAGCUGCGAAUUUUGCCCCGUAUAGGAGCCUCUUCAUGUGGUAUAUGUGGCGGAUAGAGAAUGUGGAUGUUGCUGUGUUGAGAUGAGACUUUGCUUUGAUGAUACCCAUUUGUGAUCUGUGUUAUAUACUGUAGGGUGAUAUAUAGGUAGAUACAUAGUGUGUGGUGAUGUGCUGGGUGUGGAUAUUGGAGGCGAUGCCUUGACACCCUGCUGUUAGUACCUUAUGCUAUAACAAUUAUUGGAGACCGGUACGAGGGCCAGCGAGCCAUGCAGUCGC